Molecule: messenger RNA, 1999 nt
Organism: Bufo bufo (common toad)
Lineage: Eukaryota; Metazoa; Chordata; Amphibia; Anura; Bufonidae
Gene: SGSH
Product: N-sulfoglucosamine sulfohydrolase
Exons: 8
Coding region: 13-1569 (518 amino acids)
Biological process (GO): glycosaminoglycan catabolic process; heparan sulfate proteoglycan catabolic process
Molecular function (GO): N-sulfoglucosamine sulfohydrolase activity
Source: RefSeq, a predicted model, not a curated record
AGCUACUGUCAUAUGACUCAGAGGGCGUGGCCUGGCUCCGGUCAUGUGACUACCCUUGUGUCCAUGGGCUCCCAGGGUGUCCCCGCCGCGUGUGUGUGGCUGGUCUGCGCGGUGCUGGUAGCUGACGGCAAGAACGUGCUGCUGAUAAUCGGCGAUGACGCCGGCUUUGAGAGUGACGUCUAUAACCACACCGCCAUACAGACCCCACACCUCCGAGAGCUGGCCAAGAGAAGCCUGAUCUUCAAGAAUGCAUUCACGUCUGUCAGCAGCUGUUCUCCUAGUAGGGGGGCAAUCCUGACCGGCCUGCCUCAGCAUCAGAACGGUAUAUAUGGGCUCCACCAAGAUGUGCAUCACUUCAACUCUUUUGAUGACGUCAGAAGUUUGCCGUUGCUCCUCGGCCAGGCUGGCAUCAGGACAGGCAUAAUUGGAAAGAAACACGUGGGGCCAGAAACCGUGUAUCCGUUUGACUUUGCAUACACCGAAGAGAACAGCUCCGUCCUGCAAGUCGGGCGCAACAUCACUCGGAUCAAAUUGUUGGUCAGAAAGUUUUUGCAGAGCGAAGACCAGAGGCCUUUCUUUCUUUAUGUUGCCUUCCACGACCCUCACCGCUGCGGACAUUCCCAGCCUCAGUACGGCCCAUUCUGUGAGAAAUUUGGAAAUGGUGAACCUGGUAUGGGAAGAAUUCCAGAUUGGACACCGCAGUAUUAUACACCAGAACAGGUCCAGGUUCCAUAUUUUAUUCCAGACACUCCUAGUGCAAGGGCUGAUCUGGCUGCGCAGUAUACGACAAUUGGCCGUAUGGACCAAGGUAUUGGCCUUGUUCUUGAUGAACUGCGCAGUGCCGGACAUGACAACGACACCCUCGUGAUAUUUUCCUCUGACAAUGGCAUUCCUUUCCCAAACGGACGCACCAACCUGUACUGGUCGGGUAGGGCCGAGCCCCUGCUUAUCUCAUCUCCUGGUCAACCAAGAUGCUGUGGAGAAGUCAGCCAGUCCUUUGCAAGUCUUCUUGAUAUCACUCCAACCAUCCUAGACUGGUUCUCCAUUCCAUAUCCCGACUACAAGAUAUUUGGCAAGAGCGUAACGCUUACUGGAAAGUCACUCCUUCCGGCUCUGGAAGCCGAACAGCCCUGGACCACCGUGUAUGGCAGCCAGUCUCACCAUGAAAUCACUAUGUACUAUCCCAUGAGAUCAGUCCAGCACAUGCAGUAUUUACUGAUACACAAUCUGAACUUCAAGAUGCCCUUCCCCAUCGAUCAAGACUUCUAUGUAUCUCCUACAUUUCAAGAUCUAUUGAAUAGAACCACGUCUGGCCGGCCCACCAACUGGUUUAAGACGCUUCAUAGCUAUUAUUAUAGAGAUCGCUGGGAGCUCUAUGACCGAUCGAAAGAUCCUAGUGAGGUGAAGAACAUUGCCGGGGAUCCAGGGCAUCAUGAUGUUUUUCUAACUAUGCAGGAAAUGCUGCAGAAAUGGCAGUGGGAGACAUCAGAUCCUUGGAUUUGUGCACCUGAUGGGGUUCUGGAAGAGAAAUUAGAUCCUCCCUGUAGACCACUUCAUAACGAACUGUAACGCACCAAUCAAAGGUGUUAUCCCACAAAUUGUGUCCAUUCUAAAAGUCCUGAAAGGCUGUUAAGUGUUUUUUAUAUACAUAAUUAACAUAAAGUACCUUUUUCAUCAUUCUUGCUGCUGCUGGCCAGAAUCAUUCUCCUUCUCCCUCUGGCAGCUGACAACAUAUGUCUUAUAUAAUAUAUAUGUCUUCUACGCAAUACUGCCAUGCUAGUGCAGAGGCUCUGCUCCUUCCCUGACGAGCAGGAAGCUAUUUCUGUUGGUUGCUCUGCAGUGAACAGAUGAGCACUAUGCAGAUACCUGACUUUGGGGAGAGUGACUGAGCAUGUGUGUCCACCAGCAUUCAGCUCAUUUGGUGGACGUGCACAUUGCACUACACUUUGAAUACCAGAUGGUGCCAUACUAUGUAAGUAAAUCUUACCUCUGCCCUGGA